Populus euphratica (Euphrates poplar) is the source of this 707-nucleotide messenger RNA. Its product is annotated as Heavy metal transport/detoxification superfamily protein. Gene Ontology annotation, molecular function: metal ion binding. Lineage: Eukaryota; Viridiplantae; Streptophyta; Magnoliopsida; Malpighiales; Salicaceae. The record is from RefSeq and is a predicted model, not a curated record. Bases 138 to 557 code for a protein of 139 amino acids. The transcript has 3 exons.
UUCCUAAUCCACGCGUGAACAAUCUCUUUGCAUGCUUAAUCAAAUUUCAAAAGCCAAGAAGCUGCUCCCCAUCCUUCUUAAUUAGCCCUAGCUUCCACACUCCCGCCAAAGUCACCAAAUUCUUAACUUCAUCAACCAUGUCUCUGAUGGUAGAGGUAAGAGUUCCAAACUUAGAUUGUGAGGGAUGUGCUUCGAAGUUAAAGAAAGCUCUCCUCAAGCUAAAAGGAGCAGAAGAGGUAGAAAUAGAGAUGGAAGUGCAAAAGAUUACUGUUAGAGGCUAUGCAUUGGAGGAAAAGAAGGUGAUCAAAGCAAUUAAACGAGCAGGGAAAGCAGCAGAGCCAUGGCCAUUCCCAGGAUACUCUCAUUUUACCUCUUUUUACAAGUACCCGACCUACAUUGUCAACCAUUACUAUGACACAUACAAGAAUGUUGCUAGCACUAAUGGUGUCCACACCUUUUUCCACACUCCUGCUGUCUAUUCACUUGCUGUUGCAUCUGAUGAGGCUGUGGCUUCCCUUUUCAGCGACGACAAUCCUCAUGCUUGCACUAUCAUGUGAUGCUAAUUUAAUUAUUAUUUUUUUCCUUUUCUUGUAUUUCUUUCCCUGUUUUUUAAGACGAUUGUUGUAUUGAUUUCAUUUGAGUUUAGUGUAAUUUAGGAUAUUUCUUUUUUGUUUUCAUGAUUGAACAACUUGCUUAAUGUUGAUGAC